Molecule: messenger RNA, 2384 nt
Organism: Folsomia candida
Lineage: Eukaryota; Metazoa; Arthropoda; Collembola; Entomobryomorpha; Isotomidae
Product: beta-galactosidase
Exons: 16
Coding region: 182-2209 (675 amino acids)
Biological process (GO): carbohydrate metabolic process
Cellular component (GO): vacuole
Molecular function (GO): beta-galactosidase activity
Source: RefSeq, a predicted model, not a curated record
CAUCGAUGGUGUUACUGUUGUUGACAGCUGAAACAUGACAUGAGGUUGAACCCUCCAAUAUUACUAGACGCCCAUUGUCCCGACGAGUCAUUCUGUUGCCUAAUUUUAUCCCCACGACAUUCACUUAAACUUCACCAACUUCCUCUUAAGUUCGUGUUUAAAUAAUCAACUUGUCAUAAUAAUGUUGUCCAGAUAUUUGGCAUUUUUGCUGAUAUCAUGGCUAACCGUGAGAGAAAUUGAAUCAAGAUCUUUCACAGUGGACUACGACCAAAAUUCUUUUUUGAAAGAUGGAGAAAAGUUCCGUUACGUGGCUGGUUCAAUUCACUAUUUUCGGUCGCCCGAGGAAAGAUGGGAAAGCAUUUUACAAAAAGCAAGACUCGGUGGGUUGAAUACCAUCACGACAUAUGUCCCGUGGACGAGCCAUCAACACUUGCCAGCAAUGGAUUUCAACUAUAAAGGAAAUUUAAAUGUGUUCAAGUUUCUGAAACUUGCGCAAGAUAACGACCUUCUGGUCAUCUUACGACCUUCGCCUUUUAUUGAUGCGGAAUGGGACAUGGGAGGAAUUCCAUCGUGGGUAUUAUGGGAAAAUCCUGAUAUUAAACUACGAAGUAGCGACCUUGACUACAAUUACCACGUUGCUCGAUGGUAUGAUGAGCUUUUGCCGAGAUUGAAACCCUUCCUCUACUCAAAUGGUGGACCUAUUAUUUCGAUGCAGGUGGAGAACGAGUACGGCUCUGUGGGCUGUGAUAAGAAUUACACCUCAUUUCUACGGGAUUUACUCCGACAUCAUUUAGGAAAUGAUCUCGUUCUAUUUACCAAUGAUGGGGCUGCCGAUCCAAACCUUAAAUGCGGCAGUGUGCCGGGUGUACUUGCAACGCUUGAUUUUGGACCAGAACCACUGUCCGAAAUAAAAUUAAGGUUUGAUCUUGAAAGGAAGCACAAUAAUGGAAAGGGUCCCCUCGUGUGUUCCGAGUUCUACCCGGGCUGGUUGGACCAUUGGCAGAAACCGCAUAACAAAGGAAAAACGACCGUGGUUUCUACCGCGUUAGAUAAUAUGCUGGAAAUGGGAGCAAAUGUCAAUAUUUACAUGUACCAUGGGGGCACGUCCUUCGGCUAUAUGGCUGGAGCUAACCUUGAUGGCGAUAUGUAUGACCCAUGUCCAACCAGUUAUGACUACGAUGCUCCUCUUACAGAAGCUGGAGAUCCAACGGAAAAAUAUUUCGCCAUAAAAUCGACCAUUGCAAAGUAUAUGGAAGUUCCUAAAGAAAAUCCGGUCGUGAAGAGGAAAGCAGCCUAUGGAAAGGUUGCUUUGGAACUGUACACGAGCGUCCAUGAUACAGAAUUUCUCACUUUAUUUGCGGGGAGAUCGAUAGCGUCUUCAUCCGCACUUUCAUUCGAGCAGCUUAAAAUCGGGUCAGGAUUUGCCUUGUAUCAAACACCCAUUGAUUUUAAAACUUCGGAUCCCAUCGUACUAAAAACUCCGCAACUGAGAGAUCGUGGCAUAGUUUUUGUAGAUGAGGAGUUUGUCGGAAUUUUAUCUCGAACUGAGAAUAAUUUUGCGAUUCCUAUCAGAAUCAAGUUGGGACAGACGCUCACCGUUUUGGUGGAAAACCAAGGCCGUAUUGCGUCUGGAGAUGCAAUAGGAGAAAAUAAGGGUCUCGGGAAUAAUAUUACGCUCGGGACACGUGCUCUUCAUAAUUGGACAAUUUUUCCAUUAGGGGAGAUCGAUGGGAAGAAACUUUUAAAGUACAGUCAAGGACUGAAAGACAAGAGUCUCCAAAUUAAAGAAGAUUUCUUUUCUGCAAUUCGCAACCGUGGGAGUGCCCGUUUUUUUGCUGGGAAUUUCACCUUACCUCGAGGCACUUCUAGGGAUGAAAUAUUGGAUACGUACGUUCGACUAGAUGGGUUCAACAAGGGCUUUAUCUGGAUCAAUGGGAUCAAUCUUGGCAGGUACUGGCCAGUUGUCGGGCCUCAAGAAACUCUCUACCUUCCCUCGACAUUCCUGAAACCCUUUCCGGAUACCAACACGUUCAUUGUCUUUGAGUUGGAACAAGCCCCAAAUGCAUGUCUGGGCAUUCCAGCCGAGUACAGUGGCAGCAGCAGCGUCUGUUACAUCACAAUGACUGAUACGCAUGUGAUAGAUGCCCCCACACCUUAUGACGGGAUGACGACGAGGACCAGUGAGGAACGCUUUUGGCAGAGAACAUAGCUUGAUGAUAUGUAAUUGCCCGUGGCCUUGCUAUUUAAACAAUGACGAUUUAUAUUUGAACCCAAAUACAUUUAAUGAAAACGAGAAACAGAUUGAGGCGAAUUAUUACUUGUAUAUUAUUAGACAAACAACAUUGAGAUAAUAAACAUUUGCCAAAAUGAGGGAGGUUGUAGGA